Messenger RNA from Epinephelus lanceolatus (giant grouper), 5275 nucleotides. The record is from RefSeq and is a predicted model, not a curated record. NCBI's taxonomy places the organism in Eukaryota, Metazoa, Chordata, Actinopteri, Perciformes, Serranidae.
GGGGCGCAGAUUCACAGAGGGGCCGAGGCGCUGGGACCCUGGAAGGUUUCUCGCUCUUUUUUUUUUAAUAUUCUCCCUCACUGUCGACAAGUUUUAAAAUUCACACCAAGAGUGUCCAGUGAAAGUCCGGCUUCUGGUUUAAUACCAGCCGAUGCGUUCAGCAGUUUCCGGAUAAUUUGUUGUUUUCUGACUUUUGACAGAGGUCGUUCACUGAGCGUAACAACUGUUCCAGAGCACAGUUUGGAUUAUUCAGUGGACGUGUGUUGGUCAGGGCAGCUUUACUUCGUCUGAGACAGACUUCAUCUAAAAGUUUGGACUGCUGUCAACGCACACUUCUCCGUGUCUUCUAGGUAUGCCUGUGGACAUCAGUGUGUCCCCGGACAGGUAACCAGGUGUGUUGCUGCCGUCAUGGCCUUGCCAAACCUGCGGCUGUUUCCUGUCACUGUGAUCACAGUCCUGGUGGCGCUGGUGUCGUCUUCAGGAGACCAUGAGUGGCACUUUAACCCAGCUCAGUGUCGUUACGCCCUGGGGAUGGAGGAUGGCACCAUCCCAGACUCUGACAUCACUGCCUCCAGCGCCUGGUCAGAUUCCACUGAGGCCAAACAUGGAAGGUUGAGUACUGGAGAGGGGGAUGGAGCGUGGUGCCCUGCAGGAGCUGUUUUCCCCAGUGGAGCAGAAUACCUUCAGAUAGAUCUGCGCAAACUCCACUUCCUGGCUCUAGUUGGUACCCAGGGUCGUCAUGCCGACGGGCACGGGCAGGAGUUUGCCCGCAGUUAUCGGCUCCGCUAUUCCAGAAACGGAGUGAAAUGGAUUACCUGGAAGGACCGCUGGGGCCAGGAAGUGGUGUCAGGGAAUGAGAAUACCUAUGAUGUUGUGCUGAAAGAUCUCGGCCCUCCCAUCGUGGCCCGCAUGGUGCGCUUCUACCCGCUGGCCGACCGGGUUAUGAGUGUUUGCCUUCGGGUGGAGCUCUAUGGCUGUGUGUGGAACGAUGGGUUGAAGGCUUACACAGCUCCAGUGGGUCACGUCAUGCACCUGUCUGGCAUGCCUGUUUAUCUGAACGACUCCACCUACGAUGGGGGCUCUGAGCAAGGGAUGCAGUUUGGAGGCUUGGGUCAGCUGUGUGACGGCGUCCUGGGAGGAGACGACUUCAUACAAACCAAAGAGCUAAGGGUUUGGCCUGGGUAUGACUACCUGGGCUGGAGCCGCGAAGCCCUUGGGCAAGGCAGCGUGGAUAUUGAGUUUGACUUUGAGAAACCACGUGUCUUCCACAACAUGCAGGUGCACAGUAACAACCGUCAUACUCAGGGCGUCCGAGUCUUCAGCAAGGUCGAGUGUCUUUUUAAGCCCGGCAUCCUCCAGCAGUGGUCCCCCGAGCUCACUCUGCCCGUGCCCCUUGAGGAUCUUAAAGACCCCUCCUCUCGACCCAUCUCCCUCCCACUGGGUGGCCGGCUGGCUCAGAUCCUCCGCUGCAAAUUCCACUUUGCUGACCGCUGGCUGCUCAUCAGCGAGAUAUCUUUCCUCUCUGAGCCGUUUGAGGAAGACGUCACAGACACUGAUUCAUUUCUUCCUAAUCUUCCCAAGAUUCCCACCACCAGCUCCUCUCCUCCUCCCGUCAACCACACCUCCUCCUCUCCCACGUCGAGCCACAGCUCCUCCAACACCACCACCACCACCAGCCCAUCUGAACCCCCCACCACCACCUCCUUCAUGACGGACACCACUGGUAACUGGACGCUGUCAGACGCAGAAUUUGGUGCCAACACUCCGAGGGCGGGGCUUCCUGUAGCCAAGGAUGACAGCAGUAAUACAGCUAUUCUGAUUGGCUGUCUGGUGGGCAUCAUCCUGCUGCUGCUGGCUGUGAUAGCUGUCAUUCUGUGGAGGCAGUACUGGAAAAAGAUACUGGGCAAGGCCCAGGGUAGUCUAUCCAGUGAUGAGCUGCGGGUUCACCUGUCUGUCCCCUCGGACAACGUGGUCAUCAACAACACACACAGCUACUCGAGCCGCUACCAGCGCAUCCACACUUUCCCUGACGACCGCGACCAUGACAGAGAGGGAGAAGGAGAGUACCAAGAGCCCAUCGCUCUGCUGCGGCCUAGGGAUCACAGAGACAGCACAGAUCACAGGAAAAGUUCGAGACCUCUUGUCGUCUCCAGCCCCACUCAGGCUCAGGAAAAGAGCCUCAAUGUGCCCCAGGCCUGUGGUUUGGACAUGGAGAAGGGUUUCCCCCUGACUCAGGAGGAGCCUCCUCCCUACCCUGGCUCCCCUCCGUACCCCUCCCUGUCUCCUCCUGUGUCCCCCCCACUGCCUCCCAGCGUUCCUCAUUACGCUGAAGCAGACAUUGUGAGCCUACAGGGAGUCAGCGGUAACAACACCUACGCCGUGCCCGCCUUGGCCUCCUCAAGCCCCGGUGCUGACGCCGCCCCGCUGCCAGAGCUGCCGCGCCAGUGUCUCAUCUUCAAGGAGAAGCUGGGAGAAGGACAGUUUGGAGAGGUGCACCUGUGUGAAAUUGAAAACCCUCAGGACCUUCCCAACUUGGAGUUCCCCUUCAAUGUGAGAAAAGGUCGCCCUCUUCUGGUAGCAGUGAAGAUCCUGCGCCCAGACGCCUCCAAGAAUGCCAGGAACGACUUCCUGAAAGAGGUGAAGAUCCUGUCUCGCCUGAAGGAUCCAAACAUAAUCCGUCUGCUGGGAGUGUGUGUGAGCAGUGAUCCUCUCUGUAUGGUCACUGAGUACAUGGAAUGUGGAGACUUGAAUCAGUAUCUGUCUCACCGAGUGCUUCUGGAUAAGACAGGGCCUUCACACAACACCCCGACCAUCAGUUACCCUGCUCUCAUCUCCAUGGCCAGCCAGAUUGCAUCGGGAAUGAAGUUCCUCUCCUCCCUCAACUUUGUGCACCGGGACCUGGCCACACGUAACUGUCUGGUUGGGGGUGAGAGGGGUGAGUGCGGAGAGGACCGGGGCGGUGAGCGUCACAUCAAGAUAGCUGACUUUGGCAUGAGCAGGAACUUGUAUGCUGGAGAUUACUACAGGAUCCAGGGCAGAGCUGUGCUGCCAAUACGCUGGAUGGCCUGGGAGUGUAUACUCAUGGGUAAGUUCACUACGGCCAGCGAUGUGUGGGCAUUUGGGGUCACUCUGUGGGAGAUGCUGAGCGUUUGUCAGGAGCAGCCAUACUCCAACCUCACAGAUGAGCAAGUCAUUGACAAUGCUGGGGAGUUCUUCAGAGACCAGGGCAGACAGGUGUAUUUGAGCAGGCCAGCUGUGUGUCCUCAGGGUCUCUACGAGCUUAUGUUGAGCUGCUGGAACAGAGACUGCAAGCUCCGCCCGUCCUUUGCCGACAUCCACUCCUUUCUUACUGAGGAUGCCAUGAACAUGGUGUAAAGAGAGAAACAGCACCACGACAAAGGCAGCGUUAAAGAGGGGAAACGUUUUGUACGUUUAUGCAGCAAUGCUACGGUGGGAAUGUGUGGUGGAGGUGCUGCACAGGAGAGGCAGAUGAGAAAAGAGAGUGGGUUGCUCACUUUGAUAUUUGUACUUUUUUGGGUGGCUGGGGCUGAGACACCGCUGGUUCGGUUUAUUUCCACAUCAGACCCCCGAUCCCAAAUCCAACUCCAGCUUUAGACAGCUAACAGUCUGAGCUACAUUUCACAGGUGGUGGGUGCAGUCUGCAUAGGAACUUUCUCUCUUCUCAGUUACUUUAACAGACAAGGAGGGUUUGUGUGACUGGUGAUUAAGUGCCGUGGAGUUAAUGACACAGGAAGCUGCAGAGGCUUAAUGACAGAAAAUACUCCAAACUAGGAAGCUGGCAAAUGAACGGUUAUUAAGUUUCAUUACUUUUAGUUAUCCAUGUUGUUGAAUGCUACAUUUAGGGUUACAGGUGAUGGUGCAUAGGACACACAAACUUCUCUAGACAGCACACCUAUGGGUCAAACAUGAAAGUGCACACACAGGGAUUGUCUUAGUAUUUAUAUCAAUCAAUCAAUCAAUUUUAUUUAUAAAGCCCAAUAUCACAAAUCACAAUUUGCCUCACAGGGCUUUACAGCAUACAACAUCCCUCUGUCCUUUGGACCCUCACAGCGGAUAAGGAAAAAAGUAUGUAUGUAUAGGCUACUGUACACGUUAGUCUAAUGCAGUAUGAUUACUCCACACUUCAGCCCCUUUUGCCCAUCUAAGACAAAAAAUGAUAGUUCUGUAAAAGUCUAUGAAAAGAUUCAGACAUGGCUGAUUGCUGUCUAGAACAUGAGUGAUCUCACCAUGUUUGCCGACCCCUCAGCAGUCCUCUGUCUCAACCCCAAAACCGUACACGGUGACCCACGUCCAUAGCUGUAAUUCAAAGGACUAAUGGUAAAUGAUGUGGACCAGACAAGAGCAGCCCCCUUUAUGCAAUGCAUCAAGUUAGCUCUCAAUCACCGCCCACCCCAUUGUAGUUGAAAAGCCCAAGCAGUUUUUGAACCCCAUCGUAGAGCCACAGAGAGAGGAGCUGUGUCCCUGGUGCCAAAUGGACUUCUCAAACCUGAGGAAACAGGCACAGAAGAGGAGGAUCUGCUGCUGCCGGCGAUAGGCGACCCACAAACUGGAACAGCUUUUCCAAGCAGAGAGACAAUGCUGCCAGCCGGAGCAGUGGACGGGACAUCUUCAGAUGCGCCUGCUCAGGUGUUUUGGCAAUUUCUUUUGUAUCUGGCUGCAACCCAGACACAAAGGAUAGACGUAAAAUUCCACAACCAGCUGCACUUUAAAUCCUCCAUGCAUAUCCCCGGCCCUGAUGAAACUCUUCUCUGUGAGGGGGCCUGAUAUGAUUCCUGUUGAUGUGGAUUCUUAUCACUUGUAGUGAUUUCAGUUAUUUGCCAAGGGAGAUAAAAAUUCAGGACAGUCUGUCUGCCUUGUUAAAUCCUCCCCCACAAGGCAUUGCCAACCAUGAGAUGUAAAAUAUUAUCUAAAAAAUGGAAUGGCACCAUCAGUUCAUCUCAUUUUAAUUAUAUAACAACCUUUUGUUCGGUGUGUCAAGACAUGUUUACUCAUCGAAUAAUCAAUCUUUGCUCAUCUAAUUGCAUUACUGUACUCUAAAAACACACAGUUAAAGGGUAAUUGAGUUUUUUCCAACCUGGAGCCUAUUAUAUCAUGUUUUUGAGUCUGAGUGACUAAUGGGAACAACAAUUUUGAAACUGGUUCUGUAUUAAGUGACCACUAAGGGCAUUUGUGCACCAUCUAUUUAGGUCGACUAAAGUGCUUGUUUUUUCAAUUAACAGGCGGCGAAAGGAUCCCUACAAAGGACAUCCUUUUU